UAAGCACAUUCAUGCCCAGAUCGAAGGGUGCACGAAGACUAUGAUGGUUUCCAGCAUGCUUUACUAGACACCCAGGAAUGUGUAUUCAGCCCAGACGCAAAUGGCAGCGUGGCAGUCGAUUGACUGCAAUCACAGGUUCUAUUACGCAUAGAAGCGACGAAUCAAAAGGGCCAGGGGAGUUGAAUGCUUUGACUGGCGUGAGAGCGCUUGCCUGCAUAAGUAUAGUUCUGGGCCACUCGAUGUUUGCCCUGGGAUUUGCAUGGCCGGAACGCCAUCUAGAAUGGUCUGCAUUUGUGCUUCUCAUUCCUUUAUGUUCCCAUUCUUGCAAGUCUUGCAUGUCUCCCUUAUGCAUGCGUCUGGCCGUAUUCCAGAAUUUCUGCAGAGUGGAUGGCCCAAGCUCAUGCAAGCCUCACCUAUCCGCUACGAUUAUGUAUGCAGCGUUGGAUGCUCACCCGUGGAUGCUGGCGCUAGUGAAUCUUUCGGAGCCUGCCAUGGAUACAUUUCUCAUUCUGGCAGGCUUCUUUGCAGCUCACACCCUCGGCCCAGCUUUCCAGUCCGGCAAAACCCCUCAACAGGUUGUCAGGAAUUACUUCAUGAAGCGGAUCCUGCGAAUCGUGCCGAGCUACUAUGCAAUGCUGGUGCUGGUCUAUUGCGCGUUCCUGCCCAUGCUGUAUAGUGACGCCACGUCAGCCGCCCCAGAGGCCCGGCAAGCCAUAACCACCCUGUGGUUUAACCCCGGCGACGGCUGCCCGGAUAAGCUCUGGGCAAACUUUGCAUUUGUGAAUAACCAGCUGCUGCGAGCGGGCUGUAUGAAGUAUGCUUGGAGUCAAGCUGUGCAGGCGCAGUUCUACCUGGGGUUCCCUCUGCUGCUCCGGCUGCUACGGCCAGCAGCGCGCGGCCUGUUCAGGCGCCUGGCGGUGACUGCGGGGUUAGUCAUCGCCGCCGUCACCACAUACCGCGCGGCUGUCGCGCUGCAGUUUGAACUGCCGGUGCCGGUAUUCGGCCCCCUCGACGAACCCCGGAUGCUGGAGCUCAUGACUCGCACGCUGAGGCUGUCCUACUACAGCCUGCUGCCCCGGCUGAGCCACCUGUCUUUCGGAGUGCUGGGCGCUUGCUCCCUCCGCAGCAAGGGGUUCAGAGAUGCACUGGUGCAACGGCGGCGGCUCGCGAAUGCUUUGGCGGCCGCAUCAGCGGCGCUUGUCGCCGCCACGCUGUUUGGGAACCGCUUCGGCCCGGCACCGGACGUUAGUCACCCGCUCGCAUCCCCUGCCGCGUUAGUCAUCGGCGUUGCCGGCAUCACCGGGCUGCUGCAGCCGGCCGCGCUGACGUAUUUAGUCAUCCACCUCGUUUUGAAUAUUUCAAAAAGGGUUUCGAACUUCUUCUCGUGGCGCGGGUGGCGGCCGGUGGCAGAGGCGUCAUAUGAUGUGUAUCUCCUGCAUCCGAUGGUCAUGUUUGGGGUGUGGUCUGUUUUGGCGCCGGGGGAUUGGUUUGAUAUCAAAACCCCCCGGCCGCUGCCCUUUCUGGGGGUGUGCGCAAUUGUUGUUGGGGUUUCGUUUGUGUUGGCGCGAGCGCAUAGUAGGGCGUGGGGAUGGGUGCUGAGGAGGACUCGUUUGCUUGCAUAG
Messenger RNA from Coccomyxa subellipsoidea C-169, 1622 nucleotides. RefSeq lists its product as hypothetical. The transcript is spliced from 7 exons. Gene Ontology annotation, molecular function: acyltransferase activity, transferring groups other than amino-acyl groups. The record is from RefSeq and is a predicted model, not a curated record. Bases 78 to 1622 code for a protein of 514 amino acids. NCBI's taxonomy places the organism in Eukaryota, Viridiplantae, Chlorophyta, Trebouxiophyceae, Coccomyxaceae.